This is a messenger RNA of Raphanus sativus (radish), 2455 nucleotides long. Its product is annotated as pentatricopeptide repeat-containing protein At4g01570. Gene Ontology annotation, molecular function: protein binding. The transcript has a single exon. Bases 38 to 2404 code for a protein of 788 amino acids. The record is from RefSeq and is a predicted model, not a curated record. NCBI's taxonomy places the organism in Eukaryota, Viridiplantae, Streptophyta, Magnoliopsida, Brassicales, Brassicaceae.
CAUCGACCAUCAAUUUUUCCUCAGUCGUCGCUAUGCGAUGCGUCAUGGAAGAGCAAGCGCCGCCAUAUCACCAACACUCUCCCGCCACCGCCAAUCUCCAUCCAAAACCUCACCAUUCCCGCAGCAGCUCUGCGACAUCCUAAUCACCGCUUCUCUCUCCAAAACCUUAUCCCAAUCCGGCACACGAAACCUCGACGCGAACUCCACCCCGAUCUCCGAACCAAUCGUCCUCCAGAUCCUCCGUCGAAACUCCUUAGACCCCUCAAAGAAACUAACCUUCUUCCGAUGGUGCCUCUCUCUGCGCCCCGUAUACAAACACUCCUCCUCAGCUUACUCCCAGAUCCUCCGCACCGUCUGCCGCGCAGGUCUCCUCGGAGAAGUCCCCGAUCUCCUAACCUCCAUGAAGGAAGACGCCGCUAAUCUCGAUCAGACCACGUCGAAGCUGCUUUUGGAUUCGCUGAUCCGUUCUGGUGAGUACGAUUCGGCGCUUGGAGUUUUGGAUUACAUGGAGGAGGAGCUAGUAGGAGGCUGCGUAAACCCCACCGUGUACGACUCUGUUCUCAUCGCUCUCGCGAGGAAGAAGGAGCUCCGUCUCGCUCUUUCCAUCUUCUUUAAGCUUCUAGAAGGUUCGUUGAGUUAUUAUCUCCCUGGUAACCUCGCUGCUAACGAGCUUUUGGUUGGUUUAAGGAGAGGUGAUAUGAAGGAAGAGUUCAAAACGGUUUUCGAGAAGUUAAAAGGAAUGAAACGGUAUCGUUUUGAUACGUGCGGUUAUAACAUAUGUAUCCACGGGUUUGGCACGUGGGGUGAUUUGGAAUCCGCGUUGAGUUUGUUUAGAGAGAUGAAAGAGUCUGCUGAUAUAUGCACGUAUAACAGUUUGAUUCAUGUUCUGUGUUUGGGUGGGAGAGUGAGAGAUGCGUUGGUUGUGUGGGAGGAGCUGAGAGUCUCUGGUCACGAGCCUGAUAACUCGACGUACCGUGUGCUGAUACAAGGGUGUUGCAAGUCUUAUCGGAUGGACGAUGCGAUGAGGGUGUUUGGGGAGAUGGAGUAUAAUGGGUUUGUUCCUGAUACUGUUUUGUAUAACUCUGUUUUGGACGGGAUGUUUAAGGCGAGGAAGGUUGUUGAGGCUUGUGAGUUGUUUGAGAAGAUGGUUACGGAAGGGGUUAGAGCGUCUUGCUGGACGUAUAAUAUUCUGAUUGAUGGGUUGUUUAGGAACGGGAGGGCUGAGGCUGGGUUUACUUUGUUUUGUGAUUUGAAGAAGAAGAAGGGUCAGUUUGUGGAUGGUGUUACUUUUAGUAUUGUUGUGUUGCAGCUUUGCAGGGAAGGGAAGGUGGAUGGAGCUGUGAAGUUGGUUGAGGAGAUGGAAGCUAGAGGCUUCUCUGUUGAUUUGGUUACGAUUAGUUCGCUUUUGAUUGGGUUUCACAAACAAGGGAGGUGGGAUUGGAAAGAGAAGUUGAUGAAGCACGUAAGGGAAGGGAACUUGGUGCCUAACGUUCUGAGAUGGAACGCUGGAGUGGAAGCUUCGCUGAAACGUCCACAGGGGAAAGAUAAAGAUUACACACCAAUGUUCCCAAGUAAAGGAAGCUUCCUAGACAUCAUGAGCAUGGUGAAUUCAAAAGAAGCUGAGGAGGAAGCAUCACCUUUGGAAGAUGAUCCCUGGUCAUCAUCUCCAUACAUGGACCAAUUAGCCCACCAGGUUAAUCAACCUAAGCCCUUGUUUGCUCUAGCAAGAGGGCAGAGAGUGGAAGCAAAGCCAGAUUCUUUCGACGUAGACAUGAUGAACACGUUCCUAUCUAUUUACCUCUCCAAAGGUGAUCUAAGUCUAGCCUGCAAAUUGUUUGAGAUAUUCAACGAUAUGGGCGUGACCGAUCUCACGAGCUACACCUACAACUCAAUGAUGAGCUCCUUCGUCAAGAAAGGUUACUACAAAACCGCCCGUGGAGUCCUCGACCAAAUGGGCGACAACUUCUGCGCAGCGGAUAUCGCAACAUACAAUGUAAUAAUCCAAGGGCUAGGAAAAAUGGGAAGAGCCGACUUAGCCAGCGCGGUGCUCGACAGGCUCACGGAGCAAGGAGGGUAUCUAGACAUUGUAAUGUACAACACGUUGAUCAACGCGCUGGGGAAAGCCAACCGGUUAGACGAAGCGACCAGGCUGUUUGAUCACAUGAAGAGCAACGGGAUUAACCCAGACGUUGUGAGCUACAACACGAUGAUCGAAGUGAAUAGUAAAGCAGGGAGGUUGAAAGAAGCAUACAAGUACUUGAAAGUGAUGCUAGACGCAAACUGUUUGCCUAAUCACGUAACGGAUACGAUCCUGGAUUAUCUUGGUAAAGAGAUGGAGAAAGCAAGAUUCAAGAAAGCUUCUUUUGUACGGACCAAACCAAACAAUGAUCCUUCUUCAUCUUAAAAGUAUUCUUGUUUUUUCAAUACAAGUCAAUAAAAAUUAUUAACAAAAAGA